This is a messenger RNA of Dendrobium catenatum, 3341 nucleotides long. Its product is annotated as CCR4-NOT transcription complex subunit 10. Gene Ontology annotation, cellular component: CCR4-NOT complex. The transcript is spliced from 6 exons. Bases 428 to 2920 code for a protein of 830 amino acids. Gene Ontology annotation, biological process: mRNA catabolic process; negative regulation of translation. Gene Ontology annotation, molecular function: protein binding. NCBI's taxonomy places the organism in Eukaryota, Viridiplantae, Streptophyta, Magnoliopsida, Asparagales, Orchidaceae. The record is from RefSeq and is a predicted model, not a curated record.
AAGUUUAGUUUUCUUUUACCUCUAAAUUAGUUUUCUUUUACCCUCCAUCUCUCUCUCUCUCAUCGUCGAAUGAAUAGUAGCAGUAUCGCUCGCUCUCUCUGUCUUCCCCUUCCUCAUCCGGUAGCUUGCCACAAUCUCUCAAAACGCUACCGUGGCUUGCGGAGCUGUUCAUUUCGUCUUUGAAGGAUCGUAGUUUGGAACCCCAAUACCUAAAGCCCAAUUCUUUCCGCUCCUCGAAACCCUAGCAUUCCAACAAACCCUACCAUGGAAGAAGAGCCUCCGAGGGUCUCUUCGACUGCUUGAUUUCGAUUUGAUUGCGCGAAAAUGGGGGUUUAAAGGAGUGCCGGAGAUAGGCUUGCUGAAGGUAUUUGUCUUUUGGUUUGGUUGUUUAGAACUGGGGAUCCGAUUGGAGACUACCAAUUUGAAGAUGGAUGCACGGGAUUCGUCGUCGAUUGCUUUGGGAAGGGACGGGUCUUCCGAGGAGGAAGUCUUCACGGCUGGAUUGGCCAAGGAGGCGGAGGUAAUGUUCCAGAGCAGGAGAUUUGAAGAGUGCGUCGAGGUUUUGAAUCAACUCUUGCCGAAGAAGGGAAGCGAUCCGAAGGUUCUUCAUAACAUUGCUGUGGCUGAAUACUACCGUGAUGGUUGCUCUGAUCCAAAACAUCUUCUUGAUGUAUUUAAUAAAGUCAAGAAGAGAAGCGAAGAACUUGCUCUUGCAGCUAGAGAUCAAACUGAAGUGGCUAGCAUAGUUGGAAAUAAUGUUAAUUCUAUAUCCAGGGGCAGUUCCAAUUCCCUAAAUCAGUCGGCUGCUGCAGAUACUGUUAAGGUGGCAUAUGCAGACGAGUUUGGCACCUCUGUUGUGACAUUUAACACUGCUGCUGUGCUCUAUCAUUUGCAUGAAUAUGCAUGUGCUUUGUCAUUUCUAGAGCCAUUAUAUUACAACAUAGAACCAAUAGAUGAGAGAACUGCUCUUCAUGUAUGCCUUCUAAUGCUUGACAUUGCAUUAGCUUCCCAAGAUGCAACUAGAGCUGCAGAUGUAAUUCAUUACUUAGAAAGGUCUUUUGGAGUUGGCUACAUGACAAACCAAAUUGAUAAUGGUGCCAAUCCUCAACACCAAUCAUCAAACCAAGGUUCUAAACUCUCCACUUCAAAUGUUGGUGCACCUGAUGCCUCCAGCUCGGAGACAAUCGCAAGCAGCCAUGUUUCUGAGAACCCCCUUACUGGAACUUUAUCAGAUGAUUCUCUUGAGUUUGAAAACCUGUACUCAACGUUAGACAGUGGCAACCAGAGCCUGGGCCGACCUGUGACUGAUAUUUCGAAAACAACUGUAGAUCGAGCUGUUCCUGGUAAUGACCUAAAACAAAAAAUACAUCUUUACAAGGUACGCUUGCUGCUUCUCACUAGGAACCUAAAGGCUGCUAAACGUGAGGUUAAACUUGCAAUGAAUGUGGCACGAGGUAGAGAUUCUUCGGCAGAAUUGCUCUUGAAGUCUCAACUAGAAUAUGCCCGUGGUAACCAUAGAAAAGCUGUGAAGCUUUUGAUGACAUCCAUGAAUAAAACAGAGCCGGUUAUGCUGAGUAUGUUCAACAACAAUGUUGGAUGCAUUCAUUAUCAACUCAAAAGCCCCCACACAUCGUCCUUAUUCUUUACAAAGGCUCUGAAAAGUAGUUCAUCGCUGCGGUCGGAGGAACCUCUGAAGCUGUCAACCUUCUCUAAGGACAAAUCUCUUCUAAUUAUAUAUAAUUGUGGUCUGCAAAACUUGGCCUGUGGAAAGCCUGUAACUGCAGCUCAGUGUUUCGGAAAAGCCAGUUUGUAUUUUUACAACAAGCCAGUUUUCUGGCUCCGGUUAGCUGAGUGUUGUCUAUUAGCCAUGGAAAAAGGGCUUUUGAGACCAUCUGCUGGGGACAUAAAACUUCAUGUUGCAGGAUCCGGCAAAUGGCGACAGCUGGUAUUGGAAGAAGAUGUCAGCUCAAGAAGUAGGUAUUUCAAAGGAGUAGAAUCCGUGUCAGGUGAAGAUGAGCAAAACAAGCUAUCACUCCCAUUCGCUAGGCUUUGUCUUCACAGAGCCCUGUUUUUGUUGGACAAGCUUGAGAAGAAAGUAUCAAGGCCCAGUGCUACAAUUGAUUCAUUGCAGGAAGAUGCUACCCAGGCCAAAUCUAUCAAGAGCUCAGGCCAUAAGAAUGCAUUGACUGGAGAUCCAAAGGCAGCCACUGCAGCAUUGGUUUCCAUGACUUCUAUCACCAAUGGCGAUUAUAAAGAAAAUAAAGGUGGAUUGAGCCCCAACACCACCUUGCAGAGUUCUGUGACCACUUUUGAAGAAUUGUGCAAGGAAGAGAACAGCAUGAUUAAGCAGGCCCUUUUAGGAAAUCUCGCUUACGUUGAAUUGUGCUUAGAAAACCCACUUAAAGGAUUAUCUGCGGCAAAAUCACUUCUGCAGCUGCCGGACUGUUCAAAAAUUUAUACCUUUCUUGGUCGUAUGUAUGCUGCUGAAGCACUUUGUUUCCUGAAUCGACCUAAAGAGGCUGCAGAAUAUUUGUCAAUCUAUUUCAAUGAGAAUGGUAAGGUGGAGCUGCCUUAUUGUGAUGAUGACAGAGAGAAGUGGAAUUUAAAGAGAGGAAUGGAUGGUGAGGAGUUAAAUGGUUCACAGAAUGCUAGAACUAUGUCAGAUGCAACUCGCGGCGGGCUUCUUAAGCCUGAAGAGGCUUGUGCUCUUGCUUGUGUAAAUCUUAGUAUAAUGUUCUCUCUUCAAGGCAAUCUUGAGCAGGCUAGCCAGUUCAUGCAGAAAGCUCUCUCACACUUGCCCAAGGAUCCAAGGGUUUUGCUUGCCGGGGUUUAUGUGGAUCUUCUGCAACAGAAACCACGAGAUGCUCUUGCCAAGUUGAAGCUUUGUAACAACAUCAGGUACCUUUCAGCUUCUUCAUGAUGCUUCUUGCACUGCCAAUCCGGUUUUCAUGAUUGAUCUAAUCUGCUGGAUUUCCUUGCCCGUGUCCCUCAAGUCUUGCAAGCUAGAUCUCAGGCUUUAGACCCCUCUGUACAAUAGAAUGGUGGAAUGUAGAAUAAGGAUAUUUGCUUUUACCCUCAAUUUUUCUUUUGUUCUGAAAUUUUAGCUUUGAUAUGAGUCAUGAUAGUUUAAGAAGUAGUUUAUGAAGGAUAGAUAGUUGAGUGCAUUGUAGGUCUGGUAAAAGUUCAUUCAUUCAGGCAAGCAUAUGGAAAAGCCUUUCAUUGUUAUUUUUUCUCUCAUGAAUGUUGUUUGCCAACAAGUUGGUGCAUUGAAGUCACUUAAAUCUGAUCCCAUAUUUUAGGAUUAAAGAUCUAUUACUAUUAAUUGUUCUCCAUUAUCUUGA